Brassica rapa (field mustard) is the source of this 279-nucleotide messenger RNA. Its product is annotated as small nuclear ribonucleoprotein SmD1a. The record is from RefSeq and is a predicted model, not a curated record. Lineage: Eukaryota; Viridiplantae; Streptophyta; Magnoliopsida; Brassicales; Brassicaceae.
AUGAAGCUCGUCAGGUUCUUGAUUAAGUUGAAUAACGAUCGAGCUCAAGAACGGUACCCCGUCGUGUCGUCCCUGGCACUAUCACUGACUGUGAAACUGACUCUCAAGGGGAAGAACCCUGUCACUUCUCGAUCAUCUAAGCUAGAGUGGGGGAACAAUAUCCGCUACUACAUUCUCCUCGAUAGUUUGAACCUUGUGAGUUUACUUGUAGAGAACACUCCUAGGGGGAAGGCUAUUGGGCGUUGCAGAGGACGUGGUCGUGACAAAAGAGGUCGUUAG